This is a messenger RNA of Trifolium pratense (red clover), 615 nucleotides long. RefSeq lists its product as uncharacterized. Bases 1 to 579 code for a protein of 192 amino acids. Lineage: Eukaryota; Viridiplantae; Streptophyta; Magnoliopsida; Fabales; Fabaceae. The transcript has 4 exons. The record is from RefSeq and is a predicted model, not a curated record.
AUGUACGUAUAUCUCUCUCUCAGCUCGCAAGACAAAAAAAACACUCGCACAAAAAAAAAGAAAUCGAUACAAUACAACCUAGCUCUCUCUCGCGAUGCAAACCCAGCGCCGUCCUCCACCGGCGACGAGAUUGAACCUCAGCGCCGUCCUUUAAUCAACUCACCACCACCGCCUUAUCUCAGCAGUCGUUCUCUCUCUCUCACUCGCGCAGUCGUCCUCUCUCUCUCACUCGCGCAGUCGUCCUCUACCCUCACGAACCCUAACUCCAAAUCGAAGGUUGUCUUUCAUUCUCCAGCCUCUACUCUCACGAAUCGAAGGUUGUCCUCCUUUCUCCGGCCUCUACUCUCACGAAUUGAAGCUUGUCUUUCUCUUUCACAUCGAUUCAGGUUUGAGAGAGUGGUUACAUUUUAUUUCUCAGAGUUAGUAAUAUCCAUUACGAUGCCAAUGUGGAUGGAUGGCGGGAUCUUGAUUGGAGUAGCAAGGCCAUACAUAUUGCUGCUAGAAACCAAACAAAGUGGUCACAUUAAGUUGCUAAGUAGUCUUUGUUUACCCUUCAGAAAUGGUAGAAAAAUAGGUUGAGAUUGUAAGGGAAGAAGGAUUGGAGAUAUCUCAACC